CCCGGAUAGCUACUUCAAAGUUAACCUAGCCUCUCGUAAUAUUACCCCCCAUUUGAUCCGCUCGGCUGCCAUUGUUCGUAACAGUACUGGUAGUUACAUGGGUCAUGCCACUCACGUGGUUCACCACGGUCAUACUACCGAUGCUACUUAUGAUGCUUUAGACUAUAUUAUUCCCCUCCUAAGAAAAUUUAACACUCUUAAUUUCAUUUUUGAGGUGGAAGAUAGUAAUGUCUACGAAGGACUUCAGGGGAUCUCUAUACAGCAUUGGACAUAUUGGUCGCAGAUCCGAAACAUACGCAGAAAACUUGGAAGCUAUAACUGGACCAUUACUCACGUCAACCCAACCAUCAACAAGGCAGCUGAUUUUCUUGCAUACCGUUGCAUGUCUAUUAAAACCAAUACUCAUCAUUUUAAUCAUUUUGUGGGCAU
This is a messenger RNA of Cuscuta epithymum, 429 nucleotides long. The record is from the annotation of a GenBank genome assembly. Lineage: Eukaryota; Viridiplantae; Streptophyta; Magnoliopsida; Solanales; Convolvulaceae.